Anoplopoma fimbria (sablefish) is the source of this 2234-nucleotide messenger RNA. It is a transcript of the gene batf, whose product is annotated as basic leucine zipper transcription factor, ATF-like. Gene Ontology annotation, cellular component: nucleus. NCBI's taxonomy places the organism in Eukaryota, Metazoa, Chordata, Actinopteri, Perciformes, Anoplopomatidae. The record is from RefSeq and is a predicted model, not a curated record. Bases 838 to 1290 code for a protein of 150 amino acids. Gene Ontology annotation, biological process: regulation of transcription by RNA polymerase II. The transcript is spliced from 2 exons. Gene Ontology annotation, molecular function: DNA-binding transcription factor activity, RNA polymerase II-specific; RNA polymerase II cis-regulatory region sequence-specific DNA binding.
UGCUCCUCCACGUACUCUAUCAGUAAUCUACACAUGUUAACUUGUUUACGUACUAUUUACACUUAACAUCCGUAGAGUAGAAUACAAAUCCUGUGAGUUAAACGCUAUGUAUUUCUUCUUUAAUGUGUGAUUGGAUGCAGUGUGUGGUGCAUAUUUAGUGGGCAGCAACACAGCCUUUUUCAAAGAGCCACUAGUUCUGUCUUCGUCGGCUCUUUUCACAGCUUCUCAGAAGUGUUUCACAUGCACACAUGGGCUGCAAGCAUGACUCGCCUCAAGUGUAGGCUUUUUUUUUUCGUGAAUUGCUAAAAUGUAUCACCCGUCCAAGUUGUGGGAAUCCUUUGUUUUAGCAAGUCCCUCAAAGUGUGAACGAUUGGAGAGCUGUCAGGAACAGGCAGCGUGUUAAACACUGUAUUAUUGCUGUACCUUUCUCCACACGUGAUGCUAGUUACACAUGUGCCAGUCUCUUUGCACAUUGCUGCUCAUUCUCUUGCUCUAGCAUUGUGGAAAUGAAUCAUUUAGUUUAUCACCUGCAGCAUCAGUUUUUUGGAGGUUUUCAGCAAUGCUUUAACGGACAAUUCAGAAGACGUUAGAUAGUGAAUUUGGUAUCUCUUUGAUGUACAACUGACUCAGCAUUUGGAAAUGGAUUAGUUAUUACGAUACCAAGAAAAUCGAGUGUUCAGGACACGAAACAGGGUGUGCGUUAGACCUAACCGAUGACUCAGCCUCUCCCCUUCACAUUAGGUGUAAAAGUUAAGCCCAUCUUUUAUCAAACUGUCAUUAAAACAGACAACGCCUCCAUUUCAAACACAAACCCCCAACCAAGCAACAGCCAGUGACAUGAUCAGUGUGAUCUUCGCUUUCUCAGGUCCAGGAAACCUCUCUCUCUCUCCUUCUCUCUCUCUCUCAGUUUGCCAUUUGAUGUUUAUGUCACCGCACACAAAAUUAACUGUCGACAUGUGUGUUUUCUUUUUAAAUCAGAGCUCCUCGGAUGAUGCAAAGAAGGUGAUGCGGAGAGAGAAGAACCGGAUCGCUGCUCAGAAGAGCAGGAUGAGGCAAACUCAGAAAGCUGACAGCCUGCACUUGGAGAGUGAAAACCUGGAGAAGGAGAACGCUGCCCUGAGGAAGGAGGUGAAGCAGCUGACGGAGGAGGCCAAGUAUCUGUCCUCUGUGCUGAGCAGCCACGAACCUCUGUGCACCGGCCUGGCCCCUCAGACCCCCGACCUCAUCUACCCUCCUCAUCACGGCAGCUACCACCACCAGCACAUCACCGUGCCACACUACCAGCACUGACCUGACCGAGGACCUGCUGCAAAAUGAUGACUGACCUCAAUGGAGAGAGAGACUGACUGGAAAUGUGUCUAGAAAUGUUAAUCAUUGUUCUAAAACAUGAACAUUAACAUGACCAGGCCAGUAUGUCUGCCAAACAAUGACAGUACGGACCCCAAGCUGUAACAAGCAGUGUUCAAAACUAUUUAUUUUUGCUUGUGCUCAUCUCUUUGCUUUCACCUGAUUAUUAUUAUUAUCAGUUAUCUGUAUGUGAACUUAGACGGCUCGAUAAGUAGAGUUUUCAACCAGCCUAUGUUUACAUUGGGAGAAAAAUGACCAACCUGCUGUAUGUUCAGGUGACUCAGGCGGUACAGUGUUUUUGUAAAUUUUUAGCGUCAUCGAGAUCACCUUUUUGUCAUCUUGUCAUUUAUUUACUUUUCUCGUGUUUAUGAAUGUGUUUCAAUGUGUUGAUGUAGAUCGAUAAUGCUCAGGAGAUUUUGACAGAUUUGAUUGUGGACAAAGAGAAUGUAGAGUCGAGAUCCCCCCCCCCAAAAAAAAAAAAUGUACCAUAAAAGAAACGUCUGUCCAGUGAGGAAUGGGCAUUCAGUGGGUCUCGACUUGUGUACCGGUGACAAUGCUGAUGUGGGAGAAUACCCAGUAAAAUAUAUAUUUAUUAAAUGUGAUGCCUUUCAGGUGAUCAUUUCUGACCUCCACAUGCUUUGUUAUUCAUUCCUCAGUGCAGUGUUUGUCUUUGUCUGGACUGCAGAGUGUGUAAAGUCUGCACUGGUGUUGAUAACAGGGAACACGUGACAAUCCAUCUUCGUGCUCUGUGUCUCUGAUGAGAGAAACCCCUAGGUGGCGCUGUUCACCAGUAGAUGCAGUUAAAGCAGCCCACAUUAAGCACAACAAAAUAAACAUACAUUCUGCCCUGAGUGGAAAGGAAUUUAAGUUUUGUCCUUGAACCCAAC